Ilyonectria robusta is the source of this 1133-nucleotide messenger RNA. Its product is annotated as P-loop containing nucleoside triphosphate hydrolase protein. Lineage: Eukaryota; Fungi; Ascomycota; Sordariomycetes; Hypocreales; Nectriaceae. Bases 120 to 719 code for a protein of 199 amino acids. Gene Ontology annotation, molecular function: GTPase activity; GTP binding. The transcript has 5 exons. Gene Ontology annotation, biological process: small GTPase-mediated signal transduction. The record is from RefSeq and is a predicted model, not a curated record.
UGGAACUCGGGGGUCAUUUUCGCUGGUAGACGACCAAACAAAACACAACCACCACCACCACCCAUCACCUCCGAUUGCCCUCGACCGAUACUGCUCGCAUUCGGAGCACACGAUUCACAAUGAGCGCAAAUCCUCAGAACGUCAUUCGCAGGAAGCUGGUUAUUAUUGGCGACGGUGCCUGCGGAAAGACCAGUUUGCUGAGUGUCUUCACCCUAGGAUACUUCCCGACACAUUACAUCCCCACCGUCUUCGAGAACUACGUGACCGAUUGCAGAGUGGACGGCAAGUCUGUCCAGCUCGCACUAUGGGAUACGGCCGGCCAGGAAGACUACGAGCGGUUACGUCCCCUCGCCUACUCUAAAGCACACGUCAUCCUGGUUGGAUUUUCCAUUGACACUCCGGAUUCCCUGGAUAACGUCAAACAUAAGUGGAUCGAGGAGGCCACCCGACUGUGCGCCGGCGUUCCCAUCAUCCUCGUCGGCCUGAAGAAGGACCUUCGAGAAGACCCGGUCGCCAUCGAGGACAUGCGAAAGAAAUCGAUGAGAUUCGUUACUGAACACGAAGGCGAGGCUAUCGCACGAGACAUUGGCGCCAAGCGGUAUUUGGAGUGCUCUAGCCUGAGCGGCGAGGGCGUCGACGAUGUGUUCGAGGCUGCCACUCGUGCCGCUCUCUUGACCUUUGAGAAGGGAGAGGGAGGCGGCUGCUGCGUUGUGCUGUGAAGCCACCACCGCCACCCUAUCAUGGGCGAUGCGAUGCCAGGCGAGCUUCCAUGAUACGGAAGUUUACCUGAUAGCAGACUGCAACAUGCUGCAGUAUUGGAUGUCUUCUUAGCAAGGAAUGACACCUCCUUGCAUUGCCUACUAACUAUGCGCCGCCGUCACUAUAUAGCGCUCACACAUCAUCUUGAAAAUCUCGACUGCACUUUUAGCUCAUCAGGGAAACGGAAUUGGAAACGGAUAUAGAGGAUUGUUGCUCGGCGCUUACGGGAGGAAAAACAUGCUUUGCACCACUCCCAGGUUGACUGACGCUGAGACUCAGUCAGGACUGGCAAUGCCAGUCUCAGCCGACCCUCUCAUCACCAAAGGACCACUUCCCUCGCACUACCAACGUUUGGCGGCUUGAUUGACAGACAU